CCGUGCUACAGUACAGUGUAAAGGUGACAAGAGCACUGAUUGAAUCUCAUCCGAGCACCUCGUCCAAAUCCAACAAAUUUCCACCUCGAAUCUCAAUCGCUCGACGCUCGUCUGAUCCCACCACUUCGUAUUACCAUCCUUCUCACGUGGGAUCAACGCGAUACGGAAGACUCGGGCGGAUUUAUAUAACACCAGCUAUUAUGCCUUCGACCCGGCGCCAUUGGCUUGAUAAUGUGUAUCUCGUGUACUUUGUGCUGCACAUCCCGAUUCUCUUCUGCGUCGAUCUCGUCCCCUUUUACCCCCCCUCCCUCUGGUCCACCCCCACAUCUCCCCUCUCCUUCCUGGGAGACCUGAGGUCGUACUACCUAUCCACCUACAAGGAUCAGUUCUUUGCUCCUCCGCCGGCCCCCAUCCCGAGUUUCUUCCCUCUCUUCGCCUUUUGGGAACUCGUUUUCCACUUGCCUGUUGCUGUGUGGGCUGUUGGCGCUCUGUGGGGAAACAAAGAAGGACGCGGACAAGGCGGGUUGAAGGGAAAGGAUGAGUUGUUGCUGUUAGUGUACGGAGUCGAGACAGCAUUGACAACCGCGACGUGCAUGUGGGAGGCUUGGUUGUGGGAUGAGACGUUGAUUGGUUUGGGGGAGAAGGCAGUGUUGCUUGGGGGGCUUUAUGGCGGGUAUUUGGCGGUUGCGGUGUUGUUGACAGGUGAUAUGUACAUGAGACUGCUCAAUCGCGUUGAGGCUGUUGAUGAGAGGAGGAAGCUGCAGUGAAGGCAAGGAGUCUGGCGGCCUGUGUACUGUCGUCUGUUGGCAUCACUAAUAGCAUCCCGGUGCGCAUCGAGAACAUCCAAACGAUCAUAUGGUAUUCCUCCAGUCGUAGCUAGUUGCAAACCC
Messenger RNA from Pseudomassariella vexata, 890 nucleotides. RefSeq names its product transmembrane protein 6/97. The record is from RefSeq and is a predicted model, not a curated record. Bases 201 to 767 code for a protein of 188 amino acids. The transcript is spliced from 3 exons. Lineage: Eukaryota; Fungi; Ascomycota; Sordariomycetes; Amphisphaeriales; Pseudomassariaceae. Gene Ontology annotation, cellular component: endoplasmic reticulum.